Messenger RNA from Callorhinchus milii (elephant shark), 1400 nucleotides. Its product is annotated as placenta-specific gene 8 protein-like. The record is from RefSeq and is a predicted model, not a curated record. Gene Ontology annotation, biological process: positive regulation of transcription by RNA polymerase II. The transcript has 6 exons. NCBI's taxonomy places the organism in Eukaryota, Metazoa, Chordata, Chondrichthyes, Chimaeriformes, Callorhinchidae. Bases 218 to 559 code for a protein of 113 amino acids.
AACUGGCUUUGCUACAUUGUAAAGAAAGGAGCUCCAGAACCUGUCAAUUUCCUGGAUGAUACUUUGGACUAAGCAAAGCAAUAAAUGUUGCUAAGCAUACACUGAGCGGAUCCUGUUCUACAGUAACCAGGAGAGACACAACAUAGGCAACAUUGUAGCUCCACGAUCUUCAAAAGGUUGGUGUUGAAGUGGCUGUGAAACAAAAGGAAGGAUAAAGAUGAAUCAAUACCCUCCAGGUCAGGUAGUAGUCAUCCAGCAGCCAGGGUUUACCUCAAAUGCCCUGACUGAAUGGAACACAUCCAUGAUGAGUUGCUGUGAUGAUGUGGGAAUAUGUCUCUGUGGUCUCUUCUGUACGGUCUGUUUGGGCUGUCAGGUUGCAGGUGCCAUGGGCGAGUGUUGCUGCUGUGGAACCUCAGUAGCUAUGAGAACUCUCAUCAGAACAAAGUACAACAUCCAAGGAUCCAUCUGCAAUGACUUUUGCACACAUAUGUUUUGCCUUCCGUGUUCUAUUUGCCAAAUGAAAAGAGAGAUUAACCAUCAACAGCGCAAAGGCCACUGAUGGACUUAUUAAGGCUGUGCUGCAGCUUCAAUGGUAAAUACUAAAUUAAUUACAUCAUGCUAAAAUGAAGACUGAUGAUCAACAUUCAAGAUUAUGGAUGUAAACAAAUUGAAAAUUGUUUUCUGCUACACAAGAUCCUGCACUGGAUUCUCGUCCUUCAACAGAUCAUUUUCAAGACCUGUUCCUCAUUUUCAAAUCACUCUCUCUAUUCUACCUCUGCAAUCAUCUCCAGCCCAUGUCCCACCCAUCCCAACAUAUUCCCUCUCCCUUCACUCCACUCAAUUCUUUCAGUCCUCAUGCACAUGUCCUCCAGAACUCUUCAAAACUACUUUGUCUUUUUACUUCUCUCCCUGAUUUCACCCCACCCCCAACACUUCUUCUUCAGUCACCUCUAAAUCCCUUCCACUUUUUGCUUGGCAUCCACUGAUCCCAUUGUUGUGUUUGAGAUGUUACUUCAUGUAAAAUACAUGGUGAUAAUUUUGAUAGUAUCAGCUGUUUUAGCAUUAUCAAGCGUUGCAGGAAGCUAUAGCAACAAAGAAUACCCUAAAAAUGAUAUUAAAAAUCUACCUACUGCAAUCUCUCUAAAGUAUCCCUAACCAAUAUUACUGCUAAGGUAACUAAAAUAAUAUAACUUUAGAUCCCACUACCUGGAGUCCUUGCUUCAUCCAAUAAUUUUUUGUAUACGAGAUUGAUUACUUUUUAUGUGGCUUCCAGUGAUUUGUAAUCCAAUUAUCUGUAUUCUUCAGUUGAGAUUUUAAUCCUAACCAUUUCCUGAUUAUUACUGUAUUCAUUUGUUGUUGAGCUAUAUUCUGAAAUUAAAUAAAUCACAAUUAAUCCACCA